GUUUCAUUUUCUACGAUCAGGACAGGAACGAGCGGAAGACUCGUUUAGAAGGAGAGAAAAGGGAAGAAGAAAGAUCUCCGGCUGCAAGUUAGAAGCAAUUGCAGAGCGCUGCGGGGAGCUAAACGCGGCAUUAAUGGCGGAAGCGCCGGAAAACCAGCAACCAAGCGGGGAGAGCGUUAAGCUCUUCGUUGGCCAGGUUCCCAAAGACAUGACCGAGGCUGAGCUUCUUGCCAUGUUCAAGGAGGUUGCUCUGGUAGACGAAGUCAAUAUCAUCAAAGACAAGGCAACUCGGGCUUCAAAAGGUUGUUGUUUUCUGAUCUGCCCGUCGAGGGAGGAAGCAGAUAAAGCAGUCAAUGCGUGGCAUAACAAUCGAACACUUCCUGGGGCAUCCAGUCCAUUACAAGUGAAGUAUGCAGAUGGCGAAUUAGAAAGGCUAGAGCAUAAGCUUUUUGUUGGUAUGCUACCAAAGAAUAUCUCUGAAGAUGAAGUUUCCGCUUUAUUUUCCAAAUAUGGGACUAUAAAAGAUCUUCAAAUUCUGAGAGGUUCUCAACAGACAAGCAAAGGCUGUGCUUUUCUGAAGUAUGAGACUAAGGAACAAGCUAUUGCAGCUUUAGAAGCAAUUAAUGGGAAGCAUAAGAUGGAGGGUUCAAAUGUUCCUUUAGUUGUCAAAUGGGCAGAUACGGAAAAGGAGAGGCAACAACGGAGGGCUCAAAAAGCUCAAACCCAUGCUUCUAGUGCAUUAAAUACUGAGUCAACACAGCAACCUUCACUGUUUGGGGCCUUACCGAUGGGUUACAUGCCCCCAUACAAUGGAUAUGGUUAUCAGGUACCUGGCAAUUAUGGGCUUAUGCAGUAUCCCCUGCCAACAUUGCAUAAUCAAACCGGCUUCCCUAAUAUGAUCCCACCAGUAAACCAAGGAAGUGCAUUGCGUGGAGUUGCACAGGAUCUUUCCCCUGGUAUAGCACCUAGAAGUUUUCCCAUAGUGCCUUCUGCCAACUAUAUAGGCUCUGCAUAUCCUCCGGUUCCAGGUCUUCAGUAUCCUAUGGCCUAUCCUGGUGGAAUGGUGAGUCACAGGCCUUUGGGUGGUUCACAUGGCUCUGUGCAACCUGAAAUUGUAAGUAGUACCUCAGAAGCAUCUUCAAGUGUCGGUACAAGUUCUGGGGGUCAGGUUGAAGGUCCUCCUGGUGCUAACUUAUUCAUUUAUCACAUUCCUCAAGAAUUUGGUGAUCAUGAGCUUGCAAAGGCUUUUCAACCAUUUGGUAGGGUCUUGAGUGCUAAGGUGUUUGUUGACAAAGCAACUGGUGUUAGCAAAUGUUUUGGCUUCGUGAGUUAUGAUUCACCAACAGAAGCUCAAUCUGCCAUUACUAUGAUGAAUGGACGCCAAUUGAGUGGUAAGAAGUUGAAGGUACAGCUUAAGAGAGACAACAAACAGAACAAGCCCUAUUGACUUUGGGCCAAAAGUGACAGAAGGAAGCAGGGUUCUCUACCAUAUAUGGUGAUGUGCAACCUCAGUCUUUGGGAAUUAAUUCCUAUCAGCCAGAGUGGGGGUGGACUGGAGAUAUUAACUCUUAUAUAUGUUACUCCACCCAUCAUAUCUCCAGGUGGGAACUGUUUGUUGCUUCGAGGGCUUCGAAUUCCUGUAACUUGUUACAAUUGGUGUAUUCUGCACCAUAAAAAAUUGUAAUUUAUGUAUCAUGGACAUUCAUUUAGACAUUAAUUAUUAAUUUAUUGAUUUUCCCUUGACAUCUCUUGGUGGUAGAUUGCCAGUGGCCAUGCAUAGAUGUGGUUGUUUCUGUCUUUUGAAAAUUUUCCUUUAUUUGUAACUUUCACUGACCAGCAAUAGUUUUUAAUCAUUAAAUGUCUUUUUGGAAAGUAGAAUUUUCCUGUGCAGUAUAUAUUUAGAUUCUGGAUGUCUGUUUUCUCCUGUGUUGUGUGAGCUCACAUAUGGACUUUGCUUUCUCUUCUUCCUUGAUGUAUCAUUUGUUUCCCAUAUCUAUGUGGUGUACCUGUGGGGUUGUUGGAGAUCUUGAGUAGCCGUCACAGGCAUUCUUCCUGUUCAAGCAAUGUCCUUAAAUGGGUGUUUCAAAGUCCAAAGUAUGUGAAGUGGUCUGUUCAUCAUGUUGUUUCUGUUGAGGACACGUUUUGGUUUGCAGUGGCUCUUCAGGAGGGGUUGCCUUCUCUGUAGUGUUGAUAUGGCAGAUGAUUCAGGAGUUAUUGGUUGAGGGAAUUUCUUCUACUCUACCUGCUUGGGAAGGGAUGAUAUCGAUCAUGAAUGCUGAACUGUUAUGAAAAAUUGAAGCCACUGCUGGAACCCAUAUUGGCAUUCAAGAUGGCUACUGUAGCAUAGUGAAUAGGUUCAGGGGCAUCUACUUUAUCUAUCUUGCCUGUUGCUGUUUCAGACUUAAUUGCAGACUAGUAAAUGUUCAACCUUUGGCUGUGGAAAUAAAAGUUCAAUUUGGAAUCACCUCAGAAUAUGUUCAAGCUAAAGAUGUCCAUAACAAGAGUACAAGCAAAGUGAAAUUACAGGUUAAGAUGGCAACACUGAUAGACAUGACUUCUAUUUCAAAGCAAGCAUAGUGUGGCCCAAAGAUUUGCAUGACUGGUACAUCUCUUAAAGAGUGCAACUAAGGGUCCUAAAGAAAGGGGAAUUUGCAUUUUGUGAUAUCUGAACUCUCCAUUUUAGAUUUUAUGUGGUUUGUUGUUGCAAUUACAACCAUCAUCUGAUGAAGAUACUGCAUUAGAUGAACUUGAUGGGGAGAUGUUCCCAAUACACAGCAAUGGUGUUCUAUGGGGCAAGAACAGUUUGAGUUGCCGGAUGGGCUACAGAUCCAGAGUGGAACUUAAUGGGUUCGGAUCUGCUGCUGGCUUGCGGUUCUCCAUCUGAUAUUCUUUUAUCACAAGAAUUUUUCUUUCUCUGGAAGUAAAUCACAAGAAUAUUUUAUUUUUCAGUUUCCACUGUACCUCUCUAAGUUUGAGUUGGGAUCUGCUCCCAUCAAAACAUGGUUAUGGAUGA
Molecule: messenger RNA, 3013 nt
Organism: Nelumbo nucifera (sacred lotus)
Lineage: Eukaryota; Viridiplantae; Streptophyta; Magnoliopsida; Proteales; Nelumbonaceae
Source: RefSeq, a predicted model, not a curated record